AACAGAAUACGAGAUGCAGUACUGCUGUUGGGUAGUUUGGUCAUUACACUCAAUCCAAGAUUUGUUGUAAAGUAAACAAGAUGGCUUCACACCUUUAAAAGCAAAGACAACAUCGUUCUUGAGCAUCUGCAAACAGGGCGAAAGAGAGGCAUCAUACAAAAGCGAGAAAAAAGCAACAUAGAAAUCGAGUACAAGGAAAGGGUGAGAUUGUCAGUUUAGGUGAUGACGACGAAGAAUCAGCAGCAGAUGCUGGAGCAGCAACAAGCGCAAAUGCUGCGUGUGAAGAACUCCGGGAUGAUCAAUCAUGUCGGGAGCCCUCUAAUGAAUGAGGACAAGGACGAGGAGAUGACGAGGUCUGCGUUAGCAGCUUUUCGUGCUAAGGAAGAAGAGAUCGAGAAGAGGAAGGCGGAGGUCCGGGAGAAGGUUCAGGCGCAGUUAGGCCGUGUCGAGGAGGAGACGAGGCGGCUGGCUGAGAUUCGCGAAGAGCUCGAAACCCUGCAUGAUCCGAUGAGGAAGGAAGUUGCGAUCGUUCGCAAGAGGAUCGACCUCAUUAAUCGGGACUUAAAGCCCUUGGGCCUCAGCUGUCAGAAGAAGGAAAAGGAAUACAAAGAAGCACUAGAGGCUUUCAAUGAGAAGAACAGGGAAAAGGGUCAGCUGGUCGCCAAACUAGUUGAGUUGGUGACUGAAAGUGAGAAGCAGAGACUGAAGAAACUGGAGGAGCUUUGCAAGAACAUCGAUGCCCUUCGCUGAUAAAUUAACGGCCCUUGUCCAAGAAUUCACUGCUGAUAUUACACUGUUUUGUUUUUUGUUUUUGCUGUUUCAAGAUUGUUGUUGACUUAGCACAUUUUAUGGUGUUUCUAAUUUUUCUUUUUACCGAGUGUGAGAGUAUACAUACCAAUUAAUACUAAACGUUUUAAGGUAUCAUUUCCUUAUACAUUGUCAUACUAAUGUUGUUCUUUUUCCUGUUUUUUCAAGUGACAGUAUUUAC
Messenger RNA from Sesamum indicum (sesame), 988 nucleotides. RefSeq lists its product as uncharacterized. NCBI's taxonomy places the organism in Eukaryota, Viridiplantae, Streptophyta, Magnoliopsida, Lamiales, Pedaliaceae. The record is from RefSeq and is a predicted model, not a curated record.